CAAGCCAGGGGGCCAGGACUCCAGGGAGAGGACUCCAGCUUGUAGGACCAGCAGUGUCUGGCCCUCCUCCCCAUUUCUGAGACGGGCAGGCUCUGAUCCCCAGGGCGAGGAGCAGUGAGCCAGGUCCUGGCAUCUGCCCCCGCACCGGGCUUCCUUCUGGGGAGGCUGACGUCAGCAGUGCUUCGCUGGGACCCAGGUGAUAGGAAAUAUGGAUGCAGGAGAGCAGGCGGAAAGGGGGACCCGGGCUGUCUGUGGCCAAAGUCAGACCUGAAAGCUGUGUGUCUGCAGUGUGGUCAUGGGGACAGGAGCACCCCAGGUGCCCGUCCCAGCCAUGCCUGCCUUGCUGCCGGCGGACACCCACCCUUAGAACGGUUCCCCUUUCAGUUGAGCCCUGGGCCUACUAAAGGCAGAUAGAUGGUGCCAGACCCGCUAGCUCCUGGUUACUCCUGACGACAUGGACCCCGGUCAAGAUCACAGUCUUGUGAGCAGCCCCCCGAUUCAGCCCCCUCAGCCAGUCGUUCCAGCCAAGCCUGUGCAGUGUGUCCACCACGUGUCCACUCAGCCCAGCUGCCCGGGCCGGGGAAAGAUGUCCAAGCUGCUGAACCCAGAGGAGAUGACGUCGAGGGAUUAUUACUUUGACUCCUAUGCCCACUUUGGGAUCCACGAGGAGAUGCUGAAGGAUGAGGUGCGGACACUCACCUACCGGAACUCCAUGUACCACAACAAGCACGUGUUCAAGGACAAGGUCGUGCUGGAUGUGGGGAGCGGCACUGGGAUCCUCUCCAUGUUUGCUGCCAAAGCAGGGGCCAAGAAAGUGUUUGGGAUUGAAUGCUCCAGUAUUUCCGACUACUCAGAGAAGAUCAUUAAGGCUAACCACCUGGACAACAUCAUCACAAUCUUUAAGGGGAAGGUGGAAGAGGUGGAGCUGCCCGUGGAGAAGGUGGACAUUAUUAUCAGCGAGUGGAUGGGCUACUGUCUGUUCUACGAGUCAAUGCUCAACACGGUGAUCUUCGCCAGGGACAAAUGGCUGAAACCUGGAGGGCUUAUGUUUCCAGACCGGGCAGCUUUGUACGUGGUAGCAAUCGAAGACAGACAGUACAAGGACUUCAAAAUCCACUGGUGGGAGAACGUCUAUGGCUUUGACAUGACCUGCAUCCGGGAUGUUGCCAUGAAGGAGCCCCUGGUGGACAUCGUGGAUCCAAAGCAAGUGGUGACCAACGCCUGUUUAAUAAAGGAGGUGGACAUUUACACGGUGAAGACGGAGGAGCUGUCCUUCACGUCCGCCUUCUGCCUGCAGAUACAGCGCAACGACUACGUCCAUGCCCUGGUCACCUACUUCAACAUCGAAUUUACCAAGUGCCACAAGAAGAUGGGCUUUUCCACAGCCCCUGAUGCUCCCUACACCCACUGGAAGCAAACCGUCUUCUACCUGGAAGAUUACCUCACUGUCCGGAGGGGGGAGGAGAUCUAUGGGACCAUAUCCAUGAAGCCAAAUGCCAAAAACGUGCGAGACCUCGAUUUCACCGUAGACUUGGAUUUUAAGGGACAGCUGUGCGAAACAUCUGUAUCUAAUUACUACAAAAUGCGUUAGCACACGUGGGAGGCUGCAGAGAGCGAGCGAGCCCGGAAACUCACCUCCAUCUGCAGCGCUGCGACAAGGGACCCUGUUUGCGGGACUACACGCUCCAAACCGGAGCCUGACCCUCUGCCCUCGAGCCUGGUGAAUUCGGCUGGCCUCCCGAGGGCCCUGUCACCGGACAGAGGGGCUCUCGCUCCUCGGCUCUGCUCUGGGGGCCCUUCUCAGGCUCUGUCCUCCCGACAGAGGGUGCGGCGGCCAGGCCCCGAUGGAGGAGUGUCCUCGUCGUCCUCCUUAACUGUGACUCUCGGAUCUUCCAGUUUUGCAUGCUGCAGGCAUCUAGGACAGAUUGCUUCACUAGAACCUGGAGACGUAGUGUCUUUGAUAGCAUAAGCCAGACUGUGCGCGCUGCGGUGCGUGUACGCAUGCGCGUGUGCGGACAGCAUACCCAUUAGUUCAUUUACUCGCACACAUGUGUGUGCGUGCAUAUACAGCCAAGUGGUAACGUCUGUGUUCUUUCAGGGAUGCGUGUGUGUGUGUGUGUGCGUGCGCGCGUGUGUGUGCAUAGAAUAUAUCUUACUCUCAGAGGAGAUUCUGUUGCUUUCGAAUAGGAAUUUGUUUUGUGAUUAGUUCUCCCCUCCCCGACCCCUUCCCAGAUGUCCAGCAGCUAUGAAACGUUUUCUGUACCAGCUCCGGUCUCCUUUUGACUAGACUGUGGCUCCGAACCCUAAGCAUAGGACCGCGCACCCCAUGGGCGUUCAAUAAAUGCACAUGAGAGCGCA
Phacochoerus africanus (Common warthog) is the source of this 2358-nucleotide messenger RNA. RefSeq names its product protein arginine methyltransferase 8 (gene PRMT8). Gene Ontology annotation, cellular component: plasma membrane. Bases 455 to 1591 code for a protein of 378 amino acids. Gene Ontology annotation, biological process: peptidyl-arginine methylation. The transcript is spliced from 10 exons. Gene Ontology annotation, molecular function: protein-arginine N-methyltransferase activity. NCBI's taxonomy places the organism in Eukaryota, Metazoa, Chordata, Mammalia, Artiodactyla, Suidae. The record is from RefSeq and is a predicted model, not a curated record.